This is a messenger RNA of Linderina pennispora, 1197 nucleotides long. RefSeq lists its product as uncharacterized. The record is from RefSeq and is a predicted model, not a curated record. Bases 98 to 1078 code for a protein of 326 amino acids. The transcript has a single exon. NCBI's taxonomy places the organism in Eukaryota, Fungi, Kickxellomycota, Kickxellomycetes, Kickxellales, Kickxellaceae.
UCGCCCUCUUCAGAUUUCCAGCUUUAACCAUUCGUCUUUAAUUCCACUUUUUUACGUUUUCAAACAAGCACAUUUAAACCCUUCUUUCUCCAGGCAAAUGCUGUCGCCGAACCCGUUUGACCCGACGCUCUGCGGCGAAAUACCGUCGGCGCAGAAUACAAUACUGACGUUCAUGCUCUGCGUGGGCACGUUUCUGUCGUACCUCCCUCAGCACAUAAAGAUAAUCCGGCACCGGACGAGCGAGGGCAUCAGCCCGUACUUUAUCCUCCUGGGCACGACGGGCGCCGGGUCGAACAUUACAAACAUGAUAAUUCUACAGUUUAUUGUCAUGCAGUGCUGCACAGUGCAAACGUGGGGCGUGUGUGUGGCCAGCCUGCUGGGGAUUUUCCAGGUCGGCAUUCAGAGCACCAUGUUUUAUAUCACGUUCGUCCUCUUCCUGGCCUUCUUCCCCGAGGCCAACAAGUAUGAGGCAGUGCCAGCAGGCGAUGAGGCAGUAGCGAAUAGCGAGUCGAGCCCGCUGCUGCCUGCAGCAGCAGCAGCAGCUGUACCAGAUGGAGCGCCGAAGCGGCUGGCGAUGGAGUGGAAGGCAGCACUGUGGGUGGCCACAGCCACCGCUGUGCAUGGCACUAUAUGUAUCGUGAUGAGUGCCCUGCUGGUUGUGUUUGUGGGGCCGUAUUCUGCGCCGACGCGUACCUGGGCGAGCCUCCUGGGCCUGUUCAGUCUGUGCACAACAUGCAUGCAGUUCAUCCCACAGAUUAUCAAGACGUGGCGGUCGGGCCAGGUAGGUGCGCUGAGCAUCCCGAUGAUGCUGAUGCAGACGCCCGGCGGAUUCGUGUUUGCGUACUCGAUUGCUAUCCGGCCGGGUGUCAACUGGUCCAGCUGGAUCUCAACCUUUGUUGCGGCGACGCUGCAGGGCGUGCUGCUGACGAUCUGCCUGGUAUUUGAGGAGCGAGCCAAGGGUGCCCGUCGUCUUCAAAGCACCGGCGCUGCUGCGGUGAACAAUGGAGAGAAUGCUGCGGCUGGUGGGGAAGCGUCUGGUUCGGUGACUGGGGCUGACAAUGCAGCGGGGAGUCAAUGAAUGGCAGUAGUGCUCCGGCUGAUGCGAAAUAGUCGCGCCCAGUUUUUUUCUUGUUCAGUGAAUGUUAUACAGUUGAUAGACAGCGCUUAAAAAGGCAACACGGGACGCGAAAAGGGCGC